Molecule: messenger RNA, 2298 nt
Organism: Poecilia reticulata (guppy)
Lineage: Eukaryota; Metazoa; Chordata; Actinopteri; Cyprinodontiformes; Poeciliidae
Gene: cacng1b
Product: calcium channel, voltage-dependent, gamma subunit 1b
Biological process (GO): regulation of calcium ion transmembrane transport via high voltage-gated calcium channel; calcium ion transmembrane transport
Cellular component (GO): membrane; L-type voltage-gated calcium channel complex
Molecular function (GO): voltage-gated calcium channel activity; calcium channel regulator activity
Source: RefSeq, a predicted model, not a curated record
CCUCUUUUCACCAACCACAAGGCACAAGGCGGAGAACGAAAAAGACAGACCCUUGAAGAGCAAGAGCGACAACAGAGGACAUCGGCGGUGUGGUGAAGGCGGCAAAACAUCUGGAGACAAUGUCCGAUGUCAAGAACUGAAAAUAUAGAGGACCAGGAGCAACUUCUGCGGCAGUCUGUCCAGUCACUCGCCCUGCUGACACAAACCGGUGGCAAGCACGGACGCGCACACCCACGGCUCGGCGCGCACCAACUCGAAGCUGCAACAUGUUCGAGGAGCAGGUGACAAAGGUCAAGAUCACGUCUGUGGUGAUCGUCGUCGGCAUGUCUGCGAUGCUGGCGGCAGUGGUGACAGAUCACUGGGCCGUCCUGAGUCCCAGGGUGGAGAAGCUCAACGCCACAUGUGAGGCGGCCCACUUUGGCCUCUGGAGGCUUUGCAAGAAGACCAUCUUCAUGGUGAAGGAAGACCCUCAGGGCAAAGGAUGUGGCCCCAUCAGCUUACCUGGAGCAAAAAACUGCUCCUACUUCAAACACUUCACAUCGGGAGAAGAAGCUGAGGUUUUUGAAGUGAAGACCCAAAAAGAGUACAAUAUCUCAGCUGCAGCCAUCGCUAUCUUCAGUCUGUUCUUCAUGAUUCUGGGCACUCUGUGUGUGAUCUUUUCUUUCGGAAAAGGACGAGACUACCUGCUCCGACCUGCCGGGAUGUUCUUUGCCUUUGCGGGCCUUUGCAUUAUCAUCUCCGUCGAAGUGAUGCGCCAGUCUGUCAAGCGAAUGAUCGAUAGCGAUGAGACCAUCUGGAUUGAAUACUAUUACUCCUGGUCCUUUACCUGUGCCUGCGCCUCCUUCACCCUCCUCAUCCUCAGUGGAGCUGCCCUUCUUCUUAUCUCAAUGCCCCACAUGCCUCGUAACCCCUGGGAAACCUGCAUGGACGCUGAGCCAGACACCUUGGAUUAGCCAUGGAUGGUUUUGCAGGRAUCAAUUGUAAACAGAGAUUUAAAAAAAAAAAAAUACGGUUGUGUAUCUUUUAACCCUUUAAUCAUGUAUAGCUCAAGUAAAAGACAUUAAGUUUAUUUAGAAUGAGAAUUAACUUUUUUUAUCUCUUMUUUUUUUCUUCUCUUUUUCAAAUAUUCCAAAAAUUUUAUCUCCACGGGUUUUGAAUUUAAAUUCAGAGUUUUCAUCAAUAUUUAUAGACUACCAUUUUGACAGUGCUUUGCAAAAGUCUUCUUGCCCAGUGAUUUGUUUGACAUCUUGUUGUUUAAAAUUCACAAUUUUAGUGUACUUUUAGGGGAUUCUGUGCGAUAACACCAACACAAUGUAGUCAUUCUUUCAACAAUUUUGGCUAUCAUUUGAAAUAUACUGCAAAUCACCCUGAACUCACCAUGUCCAGCAUGAAACAUGGUGGUGCCAGCAUCAUGCUGUGGGSACSUUUUUUCUUCUGCAAGAACAAACAGCUCCUCAGACUGAACAAUGAAUGGAUUUCUGAAGUUAUUUUGUCUCAGUCAUUUACAUAAAAUCAYMCCAGGACRCUUGAAGUGUCUGGAUGAGUUCAUGCGAARACGAUCACAGAGUGCGAGUACUUUUGUAAGGCACUGUAUUUUCAACAUAGGCAUUUUUACCAAACCAUUCCAAAAUUACCCCUUUAAGUUUCAGUUAAGGCUGUAAAUGCUAUAGCUACGACAUGUAGUGUAGGAAAAUUAAACUGUUUUGUUCGUCCUUCAACUGUAAACRAUGCUUGGGUUCACCUGCAAAUAAUACUGUCACCAUUAGAUAAAGACCUCGUUUAGACAAACUCCUUUUAUCCAGUUGUUUCACGUGUUGUUAGUCACCUGUGCCUAAUGUGUUUCCAUGAGUCGGUGUGGCCCAGCAGACAUUCAGCUAAUGCAGGUGCAGUGAAAUUAAAGACCCCUAAAGGAUGCCAUUUCACAGGGAAAAAAAAUAAUAAUAAUUUUACCGCUGUAAUCAGAACAAACCUGUUAUCAUAGUUAUCACAGUGUGACAUCAUURCAUGGACUAUGAAAAACAAAACAAUUAAAGCACACUGUGCAUGUCUCUUCUGCAAGUAGCAGAUCUAAUAAAUCUAUUUUUUAUCUAAUUAAUAGAUCUAUUAGAGUUAAAGUAGAUCUCUAAGUGUUAAUGUUAUCUAGUAAGAAUUUGAGUGACUACAAAACAAAAAACUUGUWUUAUCUGACGUCUCAUGACAGCAGGCCUAAAGUGAUAUUAUUCAUGUAUGAUUUGUAUUAUCAUUUUUACACMAUAUUAAUAUUUGUCUUUUUCACAAGAAUCAAUUAAAAAUAUUUAA